AUGAAAGAAACUCUGCUAGACUCAGUUGAUAAAAGUACUUUUACUUCAACAUCUGAUAAAGAAAACGUUGAACCUGAUACAUUUAAUCUUACAGACAACCUUAACUCAUCCAAUGAUUCUAUGAGAGUAGAAAGUUUGAAUGCAAUUAAUUGCACCGAUAGUUCUGAAACUCCUUCAAAUGAUCCUGUGAGAGUUGAAAGUUUUGAUGCUACAUCAGACGUAUAUAAUCCUCUGGACCUUUGUAACAAAAUUCCCAAUUUAUAUCGCUUGCUUGAUUUGUGCAAAGACACGGGAUCUAUCGGAUAUUCGGUUGACAAGAUUAUCAUAUCACAAGAAUUCUUGAGGAAACUUUGCAACGAUAUGGUACCAAAUAGCUUUAAAUCAAUUUCUGAAGUUAAUUACGCCUCUUUGAAUUCGAGAUCACUUGGUCUUGUCGGAAUUUAUGGAAAUCGUGAAACUAUCGCGAGAUAUUUACUACAAAAGAAUGCAAUCGAUGAAAAAAUUCAUGAUCUGCUCACGACGAAUGAUGAUGAGAAUUCUGAGUCAAUGAGGUCCCAUCUCAAACCUGGAAUUUAUCUCCUAGUUGAAAAUAAAUAUGGCUUUGUUAUCCAUUGGCCUGAAAAAGGUUGCUAUAAUAAUAAUCCCUCCCAAAAAAAGAGAAAUCUGGUGAAUCUUCACAGAUAUCUUACAGAAUUGACGAACACUCAUUUCUGCUUGAUGGAUGCACAAGAACUUGCGACCUUUGACUUUGAACACCUGGACAGAUAUGUUAGGAAUAAUGAGGAGGAGGAGAUCGAGGACGAUAAUGUCUGUUGUGUAUAUAAGCUUAAAUUCGACAAUAGGGACUCUAGAGAAGAUGAGUUAUCUCUGCCCUCGAACCUUCCUCCUGCCAUGCCAAUAGAGUCAUGCUGUAACCAAUCAUUUAUCACCAGCUAUGUGAUCGAAACCAAGGAAACACAUAAGCCGAGUGGUCAUGCCAGCGUAUCCCUUAAUGAAAUAAGAAAUUAUAAUCUGAGAAUAGACUCGUCCGUUCCUUUAGCUGAGUUGAUAGAUUUGGCCGAAUUUUUGUCUAUAGAAGGCGAUCUAAUCAAAACAUAUAAAGAUGAAAUGGAGAUGAGUCGUAAAGAUCACGAGAAAGGAAAGGAGGGUAUCGAUAAUAUUAUUAAAGUCGAUGCAGAUAUCCUUUUUUCAAUACUCAUAUAUAUACUAAGUGAAACAUACGAGUAUGUAUUUAGCAUAUAA
Messenger RNA from Acaulospora morrowiae, 1242 nucleotides. The record is from the annotation of a GenBank genome assembly. NCBI's taxonomy places the organism in Eukaryota, Fungi, Glomeromycota, Glomeromycetes, Diversisporales, Acaulosporaceae.